AUGGCAAAGCUUUCUACAUCUCUCUUCUUAAUCUGCUUAGCAUUCAUGUACACCAGAGAUGUCUCUGCAGAUGAUAAUAGACAGGCAAGUUCAAGUUUUUGCUCUGUGUAUAUUGUGUAUAUGGGAACACUUCCUGAGAUUGGAUACUCAGCUUCAUCUCACCAUCUCAAUAUGCUCCAACACUUUGCUGCAUCAAAUUUGUUAAUCAGAAGCUAUAAAAAGAGCUUCAAUGGGUUCGCUGCAAAUCUAUCUCUAGCCGAGAGUCAUAAACUUAAAAGUGAAUAUGAAGGAGGUUGUGUCUGUGUUUCCAAGCAAGACUCAUGA
Molecule: messenger RNA, 324 nt
Organism: Arabis nemorensis
Lineage: Eukaryota; Viridiplantae; Streptophyta; Magnoliopsida; Brassicales; Brassicaceae
Source: the annotation of a GenBank genome assembly